Rubroshorea leprosula is the source of this 1068-nucleotide messenger RNA. Lineage: Eukaryota; Viridiplantae; Streptophyta; Magnoliopsida; Malvales; Dipterocarpaceae. The record is from the annotation of a GenBank genome assembly.
GUAUUUCAAUUUUCAUGACUCGGAACAGCUCCCCUUUUUUUAAUCGGAGGUACAGCUACAACUUUAUUUGUCUUUUUUGAGCUAAUCACCGUUUUUAAACACAGUCAACUUUUCCUAUCCUAGAUGUAAUCAGAUUAGACAGCGUCGACCAGCUCAACAAUGACGGUGAUCAAUGCAUUGUUUAGUUGGACGGUGGUGGCGCUACUCAUCUCCACUGCGGCCGCCGCAACUGAAUAUACCAACCACACCGUUGGUGGCGCCGCCGGCUGGUUCUUCCACACCGCCACCAAUACCUCUGUUACCAAUUACACUUCCUGGGCCGCAAAUCAAACAUUCAAUCUCGGAGAUUAUCUCAUAUUCAGGACGGACACAAACGAAACCGUGAUCCAGACUUUCAACGAGACUACUUUUCAAAGCUGCUCAACCGACGACGCAUCGGACAAUGAUACAUUCCAUUACUAUGGAGGCAGCACGGCAUUCAGUAAACCGCAUACCAUCGCGGUGCCGUUGACCGAAGAAGGCCCCAACUACUUCUUCUCCGACGCAAAUGAUGGCAUCCAGUGCCAAAAUGGCCUAGCGUUUGGGAUCUCCGUCAAUCACGGCCUCGGAUUGCCUCCCAGCCUUAACCAGCCGCCUCCUUCUCCUUUUAUCGAACCGCCUGGACCCGAUGCCAAAUCGCCGCCGGUUAAAAAUGCAGGUGGUUCGCCGUUGCUGCAAAAUGGCGCGUUGAGCCUGGGCGCUGACGCGCGCGUGGUGCUGUGUGCGCUUAUCUUUGGUGCUGCGGCGUUCUUGCGGUCCUAACGUGAACGCGUUGACGAUGGCAUGUCGUGAUGGGGGUUAGGAAUAGCAAUUUAGAAGUUUCUACGGUGUUAGUUUGGUAAUUUGGUAUACUUGUCGGUCGAUCGGUUUUGUUGAGGUGUUUCCAGGUGCAGGUUUAGAUUUAUGUUCUCACAAAUUAAGAUAUGUUAAACGGCUUACAUUUUCCCAUUUUAUUACGUUUCUGCUUUGAAAAAAAAUAGUGUAAUACUGCGCCAGACUCUACAAUUUAAUUGAAUAUUGAAAAUUGUC